Schistocerca serialis cubense is the source of this 3447-nucleotide messenger RNA. Its product is annotated as nardilysin. The transcript has 21 exons. The coding region runs from base 90 to 3362 and encodes 1090 amino acids. Gene Ontology annotation, biological process: proteolysis. NCBI's taxonomy places the organism in Eukaryota, Metazoa, Arthropoda, Insecta, Orthoptera, Acrididae. The record is from RefSeq and is a predicted model, not a curated record. Gene Ontology annotation, molecular function: metal ion binding; metalloendopeptidase activity.
UUUAUUGCCCUGUUUAGUAAAAUCUUUGAUAUUGUUCAUGUACUGUUUACAUUGAGCGAAGUCGUAUCAAAAUGUAAAAAUUUAAACUCAUGUUUAAAAAUGUUGUACGUUUGAAGAAUCUGGUGCCACUCGUUUCUAGAAUAACCGGAAUGUCUAAGAGAGGGGCCAAUGAAGGGAAUGGACAUAACCUUCCAGGUCCCAAAAUGUCAAGACGAGAUGACAUUGUUGCCAAAAAUGAAUCUUCGACUAAUGAGAUUUGCAAUACCAACGGAAGUGUCAGUCAGAAGUUCAUUGUUCUCCCUACACCAACGAAAUCGGAAAAUGAUAGUCGGGAAUACAGAGUUAUUAAACUGAAGAAUGGUGUGACAGCCCUAUUAAUCUCCGACGUGGAGAAUUUAACAACACUUGACCAGGAACCGAUUAAUGAGGAUGAAACUGUGGAAAACCAAUCUCACGAUGAAUCUGAUUCUUCAUCUGAAGAAUCUGAAAAUGAAGGCAACUCUUCUGGAAGUUUGUCAGAUGGUGAAGGCAGUGAAGUGGAGUCUCUGAAACAAGAGGAAAAAUUGGCUGCUGUAGGUUUGUGUGUUGGAGUUGGCAGCUUUAGUGAUCCAGACGAGAUUCCUGGCCUUGCGCAUUUUCUGGAGCACAUGGUUUUUAUGGGCAGUGAGAAAUAUCCUACAGAAAACAGCUUUGAUGAGUUCAUAAAGAUACGUGGAGGAUCUACUAAUGCAACAACUGAAACUGAAACUACAACAUUUUAUUUUGACUGCCAUGAAAGACAUCUUUCUGCGGUUAUUGACAGAUUUGUUCAGUUCUUCAUUUCACCUCUCCUACAAAGAGAGGCCAUGACACGUGAAAGAGAAGCAAUAGAUUCAGAAUUUCAGAUGGCUGCACCACGGGACUCGGUUCGCAAAGAACAGUUUCUCUGUAGUCUUGCAAAAGAAGGUUAUCCUGCAAGAAAAUUUACAUGGGGUAAUAUGAAAACACUAAGAGAUGAUGUAGAUGAUAAUGUCUUAUAUGAAACAUUGCAUGCUUUCCGAAAAAGGCAUUACUCCGCUCACCGGAUGACUGUUGCUAUACAGGCUCGUCUGCCUAUGACAACACUGGAGGACAUGGUUUGUGAUAAUUUCCUGGCUAUUCAAUGCAACAAUGAACCUCGAAAUGACUUCUCAGAGUAUGUCAAUUCUUUUGACACUGAUGUAUUUCACAAACUAUAUAGAAUGUUGCCUGUGAAAGAGCUUAUUCAGGUAGACCUUACUUGGGCGUUUCCACCAAUGUUGGCAAAAUAUCGCAGCAAACCACACCAUUAUCUCAGCUGGGUCCUUGGACAUGAAGGGAAAGGUGGUUUAUUUGCGUUGUUACGUAAAAGAUUAUGGGCCACUGAUAUCUACUGUGGGAAUGAUGAAAGUGGUGGUGCAGAAAAUUCAAUGUACUCAUUGUUUACCAUAAGCAUUGUACUCACAGCUGUGGGGUAUAAAAAUAUUGAUCAGGUCUUGAAUGUAACAUUUGGUUACAUAGAGCUACUCAAGAGAAAGGGUGCUUCAUUCAGUAUUUAUGAGGAACUUAAGGCUUCUGAGGACAUGGAUUUUCGAUUUGCAGGAGAAGUCAAUGCAUCUGAAUAUGUUGAACGCCUUGUUGAAGCAAUGCAUUAUUACCCACCUGAGGAUUACCUGACAGGCAGUGAGCUCUACUUUGAAUACGAUCCAAAGGCAAUAGAAGACUGUAUAAGGCUGAUGAGCCCAGAUACAGUUAAUGUACUAAUACUGACAACAGAUAGCUCAAUUAAUUUUGAUAAAGAAGAACCGUGGUUUAAAGCACAAUAUCGUUGUGACGAUAUUCCAACUGAGUGGAUAGAAAACUGGAAGAACCAGGAACCACACACAAGUUUUGAUCUACCAGAACCCAACAUGUUUCUGCCAACAGACUUUGAGAUUGUGGAACAUGACGACCCAGUUCCAGGUGCUCCAGUAUGCAUACGAGCAGAUGACUGGACAGAGGUGUGGUACAGACCGGAUGACAAGUUCAAUAAGCCUCUCACGUACAUAUAUUGCAGUGUUUCUUCACCUAUGGCAUCAAUCUCAGCUUGCAACUAUGUAAUGUUGGAGUUGUUUGUGAAGAUCUUCAACCGACAUGUUGCAGAAGAUUUGUAUCCUGCUGAAGUGGUGGGAAUGAAAACAGUUAUUACUGCAAAGCCACGAGGAAUUGUUAUCAAAAUUGAUGGAUACAGCCAUAAAUUGCAUCAGCUAAUAUUGGAACUGAUUGCGCGCAAUCUCGCAUCAUAUGAGGAUAUGCUGAAUGAAUCAGUUUGUGACACCAUGCUGGAAGAACUGAAGAAAGCAUACUUUAAUGAAUUUGUCAAGCCUUCUGCAUUGAACAGGGAUCUGCGAUUUUCUGUUCUGGUGCAUAAUUAUUGGACUAAUCUUGAAAAAUAUACAGCAGCAGAUAGUGUGACAUUUCUCAAAUUAAAAGAUUUUGUCUCCGAAAUGUUAAACAAUCUGUAUGUUCAAGUACUUAUCCAAGGUAAUUACAGUGAAAAACAAGCACUGGACAUCAGUGAUGUAUUGAUAUCUUCUCUGCCAUGCAAAAUUCCUGUUCCAGGAAAUGCUAUACGGGCCCGUGUCCGUGAAGUAGCUGUGGGAAAAUUUUCAUGUGCAGUUCCAUCCUUUAAUGAUGAUGACACAAACAGUAUUGUCACUAAUUACUAUCAACUUGGACCUAUUGAUUUAAAAUCAUCCUGUCUUCUGGAAAUUAUUGUGAUGCUUAUGCAGGAGCCAUUAUUCAACAUUCUUCGCACAAAGAAACAGUUAGGAUAUGAUGUUUCUUGCUCAUAUCUGGACACAUUUGGGAUGCUGGGCUUCUGUAUAUCUGUUUAUUUCCAAGCAUACAAAUUCACUUCUACUCAUAUUGCUGAAGAAAUAGAAUCAUUUCUGAAUGGUUUUAUGAAGCAUCUGAAGAAACUAAAGCUAAAUGAUUUUGAGAAAGUACGAGAUGCAGUUAUAGUGCAAAAGCAGUGUGUUGAUUUACAGCUAAAAGAUGAAGUUGAGCGAAACUGGUUUGAGAUAGCAUCUGGAGAUUUCCUAUUCAAUCGUUGGUGUAAAGAGAUUGAAUAUCUUCAGCAAAUCCAGUUUCCAGACGUUAUACACUGGUUUGAGAGGACUGUAGUGUCUGGUAGCAGCAGAAGACUUUCUAUUCAGGUGGUGGGAUGUAAGGAUGCCCGAAAAGGAAAACAAGGAGGACACAAGAAAGUAGAUAACGCCUCUCGUACACUUGCACAUAAGCAAGAUGUAGAGAAUGUUAUGAGAGACAUUACUGCUUACAGGGAAAAUCUGUUUCUUCAUCCAGUCAUUAAUAUAAAGUUGUGAUCUUUUUGGUAUGGUUUAUUUUAUAUUUGUAAAUAUGCUGUAUUUAUAUAACAAUAUUAUUAAAAUUUAUGUCGGUUUUUUGCAA